This is a messenger RNA of Orussus abietinus, 1976 nucleotides long. RefSeq names its product putative E3 ubiquitin-protein ligase UBR7. Bases 507 to 1571 code for a protein of 354 amino acids. The transcript has 7 exons. Gene Ontology annotation, cellular component: cytoplasm. Gene Ontology annotation, molecular function: ubiquitin protein ligase activity; zinc ion binding. The record is from RefSeq and is a predicted model, not a curated record. NCBI's taxonomy places the organism in Eukaryota, Metazoa, Arthropoda, Insecta, Hymenoptera, Orussidae.
GCCGGUCCCGAGAGAGAUCUGUCCCCGAGUCUGUCUCCUGGAUAACGCCGACCGAUUCCGCCCGCCGUGAGGGAGAGGCCACGCACCGAGCCCUCGCCUAGCAGUGCUCGAGUCACCCACGGCCCACUGUAGCACAUUAAAAUAACACCGAGCGCUCUCGGUGCUCUUGAAAAUCAAUCUAAAAGUGGCUCGCCCCGUGGCGACAUCUCGCGGUGCGCGCGCCGACCUCUACGCCGGCGCGAGUCGGUAAGAUCGCGCCCAGUUUUAUCUGGUUUCCAGGCACGAGAAAGACCGACAGAGUUUGGAGCGUACGUUAUACGUGUGAAAUAGUUUCUGGGAAAUAUCGGCAGAGGACUACGAUUCAGCAUGGAGGGAAAUUGCGGGACUUGGGAAUUUCUGGAACUCUCUGUUUUAGGGACUUUUGAAUUCGGUACUGUGGCGGGAGUGGUGCGGCAGAGAGGAAUUGUAACGGUUUGGAAAGUUUCUGGUACGGGGAAUUAGUGAAAAUGGAGGAAAAUCAGAAGGAUGAGAACUCGGUGACGAUGCUGGAUGUCCUGCGGGAGGAGAAUCAGCUAGAAGAAGGUGCAAGAGCGGUCUUGGGGGCCUCGGACGACCGACACUGUACCUAUGAAAAGGGUUAUAUCAGACAGGCACUUUACGCCUGCAAAACCUGUCAUCGCGAACGACGAGCUGCCAUCUGCCUGGCCUGUAGCUUCCACUGCCAUGAGGGUCACGAACUGGUUGAAUUAUACACUAAAAGACAUUUCCGAUGCGACUGUGGAAAUUCCAGCUUCACCGACAAAAAGUGCUCUCUCGAUCCGACAAAGGCACCCAUUAACGAGGAAAAUAAAUAUGAUCAAAACUUUGAUGGAGUUUACUGUAUCUGCUCGAGACCGUAUCCCGAUCCGGACAGUUCGGAUAGCGAUGAAAUGAUCCAGUGCGUCAUCUGUGAAGAUUGGUAUCAUUCCAAGCAUUUGGAUAUUGAGGAAGGCCCACCCGAUUACGACGAUUACGAUGAAAUGGUAUGCACUGGGUGUAUGAAGAAACACGACUUUCUGUGGAAAUAUGCUGCGUCGCAUUCGGUACGGAGAGCUGCCAAGGAGUCGCCAGAAGGCAAAGAAGCUACGGUAGAUGUCGAGACUCCAGCCGAUGACUGCGUCAUGCCUCCAAUGCCACAUAAGGGCCUCCAAAAAGAAAGCAGCUGUUUUUGGAAGGAAGGCUGGAGAUCAGCCCUGUGCACCUGUCGCCAAUGCAAGACGAUGUACGAGGAAAAGGGUAUUGCAUUCCUCUUGGACUCCAAGGAUAGCGUUCGAGUGUACGAAGAAGCUGGAAAGGCUGACACAAGGGAGUCGCAGUACGAAAGAGGCAUGAAAGCUCUGGCAUCGUUGGAUCGUGUUCAACAGGUGAAUGCAAUCGAAGAGUACAACAACAUGAAAGAACGACUGAAACAGUAUCUACAAAAAUUCGCGGAGAACAAGAAGGUCGUCCGUGAGGAGGACAUCAAGGAGUUCUUCAUGGAGAUGGAAGCGAAGAAGCGCCCGAAAGUGUCCGUUCCGAAAUUUUGUCGCUGAAAGCGCGCGAACUGAAAAUCCAGGAAUCGCGCAUUUCUACUGUUCGCGAUCUCGACUCGAUCUUUGAAAAUACAAGAAUCUCCUUUACCUCAUUCCUCGACACGCGACGAUGUGACGUUCUUGUUGGGAAUUGCCAACGUUACGUACCAAUUAACGGUGCCGUUCGCGUCACUCGGAAUGACGAUCGGGGAACCUAACGAAGCAUUCCAGUCAAAAUCGCAGUUGUAUAAUUUUCGAAUACCAGCGUGCGCAAUCGUUCGAAAAAAAAUAAAAUAAACUGUUCCAGUGGUGACGUCUAUUAUCGUCGAACGCCAUUACACUACGUGUCGGUUCUUAAAUAAGCACGACGUUAUAUCAAGAUCGCAUUACAUUGUCCAACCUUCGAAAUAAAUGCCAAGAAUCAUC